Colletotrichum graminicola M1.001 is the source of this 1527-nucleotide messenger RNA. RefSeq lists its product as uncharacterized. Gene Ontology annotation, cellular component: glutamyl-tRNA(Gln) amidotransferase complex; mitochondrion. The transcript is spliced from 2 exons. NCBI's taxonomy places the organism in Eukaryota, Fungi, Ascomycota, Sordariomycetes, Glomerellales, Glomerellaceae. Gene Ontology annotation, molecular function: glutaminyl-tRNA synthase (glutamine-hydrolyzing) activity. Gene Ontology annotation, biological process: glutaminyl-tRNAGln biosynthesis via transamidation; mitochondrial translation. The record is from RefSeq and is a predicted model, not a curated record. Bases 1 to 1527 code for a protein of 508 amino acids.
AUGUCCUCCCAUGUAAAACUCUCGCGGGUGUGUCUGCGGCCCGUCGGCUCAAGAGGCAUCCGUCAAUUGACCCGGCAAGAAAAGCGUUCGCAACAUGACUUCAACCACUUCGUCCGUACAGAAGCUGCCGAUGCGACGGCGACCGCUCCCCCGACGGAGACGGGUACGAGGCCAUUGUUCAAGCUAGCAGUAAAGGACAACAUCGCGACUCAGGACCUGCCGACAACAUGCUCCUCGGCCAUCCUCUCCUCCUACAGGAGCCCCUACGAGGCCACCAUCGUGCGCCAACUCCGAGAACGAGGCGCCCACGUCGUCGGCAAGACGAACAUGGAUGAGUUUGGUAUGGGAUCGCACUCGCUGAACUCGAUACACGGGCCGGUGCUCAAUCCGCUGUCACCGGUCGCCACCUCGGCAGGCGGGAGCUCUGGAGGAAGCGCGGUCGCGGUUCAGACGGGCGAGGCGGACGUGGCGCUAGGCACGGACACCGGAGGCUCGAUUCGUCUUCCGGCGGCGUACUGCGGUGUUGUGGGGUACAAGCCUUCGUACGGCAUGCUGUCUAGGUUCGGCGUCGUGCCGUAUGCGAACUCGCUCGACACUGUCGGCCUGCUUGCGAAGGAGGUGGGCGUCAUCGAGGACCUGGUGUUCGGCACUGGUCUGGACGGGGAGCACGACGCCCGGGACCCAACGUCCCUCUCGCAGAGCUUCAGGAAGAGACAGCAGGGCCAAGGAACGGACCGCCGCUCACGCCUCAGAGUUGGCAUCCCCCUCGAGUACAACAUCGAGGAGCUGGACCCGCAGAUCAGAGCCGCGUGGUCCGACGCGGCAGACAAGCUCCAGCGGUUGGGCAUCGAUGUCGUUCCCGUCUCCCUCCCAUCGACCAAGCACGCACUCUCGGCAUACUACGUCAUCGCGCCUGCCGAGGCCUCCUCCAACCUCGCAAAGUACGACGGCGUCCGUUACGGGACCCGCGGUGACGAGAGCGACGGCGCGGGCGAGGUCCUCUACUCCAAGACGCGUGGCCUCGGCCUCGGCGACGAGGUUCGGCGCCGCAUCCUUCUCGGGUCCUACAGCCUGAGCUCCGAGGCCAUGGACAACUACUUCGUCCAGGCGCAGCGGGUGCGCAGGCUUGUGCAGCGCGACUUCGACCGCGUCUUCCGGCUCGCGAACCCGCUGUACGACGAGCGGCAGUUCGACCUGAGCGACAUGGGGGACGGGGUCGAGCUGCAGGACAAGCUUGGGCCGUCGCAGGUCGACUUCCUGCUGUGCCCCACGGCGCCGACCUUCGCGCCGCGGAUCGAGGACAUCGAGCGCCAGACGCCGGUGCAGGUGUAUAUGAACGACGUCUUCACCGUGCCGGCGAGCCUGGCGGGGCUACCCGCCAUCAGUAUCCCGACGAGGGUCGACGCGCCUCACGCCGAGGCGGAUGCCAGCCGCAGGGUGGCCGGGCUGCAGCUGAUCGGCCAGUACUGGGACGACAGGCAGCUACUCGGUGUGGCCAAGGACCUCUCCCGUCUCCUCUCUGCCUAA